AUGGGCCUCUUUAACGGCAGCUCCGUGCCGCCCCAAAAUGACCGGUUUCUGGUCACCCUAAAGCUGCUGACGGCCAUGAGCUGGGCCAAAAUAAUCGAGGCAUAUAAUCGCCACUUCGCCGCCGCCGCCGUUCCCGGAGAUGCCAGAAAUCGAUGGUCUAGGCAACUCAGAACGAACCCGCUUAGGGCCCUGUUGGAGAAUGACAACCCACCAACGGGCGAGGAUACUAACGGCAUCAUAAGUAUCCUUAGCCAGUACGGGUUAGAAUGUCUUAACUACCGUGGUGAGCAGUUUCUUCGGACUCAUGCUCCCGGGUUGUUAGCUUCUAACCCGUCCGCGGCCCUACCGUCCGCGUUACCGACCGUGGGUCCGGCACCUCAACCCAUUCCGGCACCCUUACCUACGGCCCUUCCUACCGGCGGCCAGCAUCCAUUUCCCGAUGCUCAACAGCUAGGCUCGGCGUACGCUCCUACGCAGCCUUCGGCUACCGACAAUCAGCAGGCACUGGCGUCUAGUGGCCUUGAGCCCUUAAUUUCUUUCCCGCCAGUGUACGACUGCAUGUUCGACACCGAUCCCUUUCCAAGAAGCACGGCCGAGGAGCUUUUGCGUGAGCUCCAUUUAAUUCGCCGGCCAUGA
This is a messenger RNA of Ophidiomyces ophidiicola, 636 nucleotides long. RefSeq lists its product as uncharacterized. Bases 1 to 636 code for a protein of 211 amino acids. Lineage: Eukaryota; Fungi; Ascomycota; Eurotiomycetes; Onygenales; Onygenaceae. The transcript has a single exon. The record is from RefSeq and is a predicted model, not a curated record.